Molecule: messenger RNA, 1065 nt
Organism: Cygnus atratus (black swan)
Lineage: Eukaryota; Metazoa; Chordata; Aves; Anseriformes; Anatidae
Product: translation initiation factor IF-2-like
Exons: 4
Coding region: 1-1065 (354 amino acids)
Source: RefSeq, a predicted model, not a curated record
AUGACCGCCCCGGGAAUCAGGAACCUCCGUGGGGCGUUGCGGCAGCACCACCUGGUCCUCUUCGCCCCGGCGCUGUGGGCACCUGAGCACCUCCCUGGGCUGCCCCCAGCGCCGCCACACCGAGGGGGCUCCGCGGCGGCCGGCGGGGGUCCCCUACCGGCCCCCAGAGCCCUGCCGGCCCCCAGACCCCUACCGGCCCCUGCCGGACCCCUCGGAUCCUCCCGGACCCCCCGGGCCGGAGUGGCCCCGGGCGGCGUUGGGCAGGCAGGCGGGGCUGGCAGCGGGGACCACCUGGAGCAGGAUUUUGAAUCGACAGCUUGUAAAAUAUUGUGGAGGCCCUCUACGCCGCUGCCUCAUAUCAUGCACGUCGUUAUUCCAGAGGGCAAUGGGUCAUCGGUUUACUCCUUCUGCGCUCGCUGUCACCAGCCCGGAGGGGUCCGGGGGAGGAGGAGGAGCAGCGGCGCGGCGGGCACCUGCCGCCCGCGCUCCCACGGGGAAGGCACCGGCACCGCCGCCGCCGUCGGGCCGAGUGCCGGGGGGGCCGGGGCGGGCGGGGGUCGCUGCCCCCGGCGAGGGGCCGGGAGCCGCCGGCAUGCGGUGAGCGCUCACGUCCAGUCCCGGCCCGUUCCCACCCCCCGGGAGGCGGCGGGGCAGGAGGAAGCGCACCGCGGGUUUUUUGGAAACGAAAAUCGCCGGUGUCCAGGUGGCGCUGCUGGAGGGAAGGAGGGCGAGCGGCCGCCCGGCGCGGUCUCGGCGCCUGCUUCCCUUCGGGGCUGUCGGAAAGCCGGGGCCCGGCGCCGCGCCUGCCUGCCCCGUCGAGGGGCGUCCGCAGGCCCCGCGCCGCCCCGCUGUGUACCGGCCGGCGAGGCACCGAGCAGGAAAUCGCGCCGCCCCGCUCCGCGCCCCGCCGGGCUCUCGGGGCCAUCCCGGGGGACGGGACAGGGCCCCUCCGCCGCCCCCCACCCACGCGUGGCCCCCGCUCGGCGGCCGUGCCCCCCCUGCCCCAUUCCCGGUCCCCGCAGCCACGGGGAGCGACGGCGCGGGGCCUCCCCCGGGUUCCGCUGA